GUCAAUGUUGAUUAAGACAUCGCUGUGUUUAUCCAUUCUAUCUUCAUGAUGCACCAUUGUGUAAAUCUGAUACUUACAAUUAGUGGAUUUCUUAACUUAAUGGAUCUUUUCCCAAUUCUGUUUUAUUCAACUUAUGCAAAGGCAUUAAUUGGAGAAAAUAUAUGUAGAUCUGAGAGUGAGAAUAUUACAAUAACUUUUUGUUGUCCGACCUAUGAAGAAAGAGAUAACAUGUGUGUUGAGUGCAGACCUGGAUUCAGGGGCUAUAAUUGCAGUUUGAUUUGUCCUGAAAACUAUUAUGGUCCUCGAUGUCAGAGGAAAUGCCAGUGUCACAACUCUGAGUACUGUCACCACGUAUGUGGGUGUGUGUCAAAUCUGUUGGAAAGUUUUGGUAACGCAACGAUGGUCCAUAAUGUCACCGAAAAUGAAAUUGAUACGAGUGUCACUAACCAGACCCUUUUCACAGAACAAUGUUUAUCUUCAACAGAAAAAACCACCAAAAUAGCAGUCACCAUCGCUGGAAUCGACAUUGAUUCCACCACUAAGUACGAUGAAGAGUAUGAAAUCCUGAGAACUGUAUUCCUUGAGGUGCUGCCUUUUGUGAUAUUUGUCUGCUUACUACUCUGUUUUGGAAUAAUUUACAGAAAAUGUUAUUCCAAAAAGAAACAAGAAAUGAAAGACAGUGUUCAUAAUGCUUUGUAUAUUACGGAAGAAGGAAACCGAGAAAAUAGUGUUCAGAGUAAUGAAGAUACGACUGGAGAUCCACUCUACGGCACCUGUGAAGAUCCUUGUUAUAGUACAUUAACACUGAGGGUAAACUACGGUCCUGUCCAUGCCAGUUAUGAAGAUGGGUCUUUAGAAGAUUUUAAUCCCUAUGACUUUAUGUAUGAAGGAGAGGGAAAUAUGGCUAGAGUACAAGAAACUCACGAUAGUAAUUUCUAUUUAAAUAAUGAGAGUGUACAAAUGCAUAUAAACUCAACUCAAAGACUGUAUGAAGAUCCAUGGAGUAAUAAUUUUAAUAACUCCCUUUUGCGUCACUCAACACAACGUCGGUUUGACCUCAUGCCAGUUGAUGAAUGUUGCAGUGCUUUACAGGGAAAAGAAUACGGGCCAUACGAGCUGGCAUCUAGCAACUAAAUAGGACAGUUUGUGAAUAAUUGAAUUUUUAUUUUCUGUUUGCAAUUCAUAAUAUGCAGGUGUAUCAAGAAACGCUUUUUAGCAUACAACUGUUUUUACU
This is a messenger RNA of Saccostrea echinata, 1234 nucleotides long. RefSeq lists its product as uncharacterized. The record is from RefSeq and is a predicted model, not a curated record. NCBI's taxonomy places the organism in Eukaryota, Metazoa, Mollusca, Bivalvia, Ostreida, Ostreidae. The coding region runs from base 46 to 1134 and encodes 362 amino acids. The transcript has 6 exons.